This is a messenger RNA of Magnolia sinica, 986 nucleotides long. RefSeq names its product transcription factor MYB1-like. NCBI's taxonomy places the organism in Eukaryota, Viridiplantae, Streptophyta, Magnoliopsida, Magnoliales, Magnoliaceae. Bases 86 to 964 code for a protein of 292 amino acids. The transcript is spliced from 3 exons. The record is from RefSeq and is a predicted model, not a curated record.
CAUUCCUCAAAAAGGCCUUGAGAAGUUGUAGAUUAUUUAAACUCUACCAAGAAAGAAAGACUACUAUAGAUUGAUAGAUAGACAGAUGGGGAGAAGACCAUGUUGCUCUAAGGUAGGAAUCAAUAGAGGAGCAUGGUCUGCUCAGGAAGAUAGAAUCCUACGUAAUUACAUUAACAGACAUGGAGAAGGAAAAUGGAGAGACCUUGCUAAGAAAGCAGGUUUGAAUCGGUGUGGUAAGAGUUGCAGGCUUAGGUGGUUGAAUUAUUUGAGACCAGAUAUCAAGAGGGGCAAUAUUUCCACUGAUGAGGAAGAUCUGAUCAUCAGACUCCAUAAGCUCCUUGGAAACAGAUGGUCAAUCAUCGCUGGAAGGUUGCCUGGGCGAACAGACAACGAAAUCAAGAACUAUUGGAACACGAAAUUGAGUAAGAGGAUGAAAGCCCAGUCCAUUAAACUGACCACCCAAGUGAACCCUAAAAAACUUGAUGAGAAUAAGAAGAAUAAGGACUCCGCGGAACCACCGAUCAAGCCGGGACCCAAAGUGAAUGAACCCCACCAAGUGAUUCGAACCAAGGCGACACGAUGCACGGAGGUUUUUCUACUGCCGCAACAAGACGAAACGAUCAAGAAAGAUAUGGAGCCCAUGUGUUAUGGACCAUCUCCGACGUUCAUUCCCCACAAAGAUGAUUCCUUGAAUUUUUUGAUGGAUUUUGAUAUGGGGGAGCUUCUAGCAUGGGACGUUUUAGAUUCUGAUUUGGCGCAGCUUUGCGGUGACCCUGGAAUGAAGGAGAAUGUGAUUGGUGGAGAUGAUGGGGCCCAUGACUUGUCCUCAUGUUAUAAUGUUUAUCCCUUCUCAUUGAGUGAUGUAAUGCUUGAUGAUGGGAGGGGAAGAGAUUCUCUUGCAAGUAAUAAUGUAGCAUCAGGGCUAGAAAUUGCAUCCUUAAAUACUUGUUUGGAAGAGAUCUAAUGAUGUUUAGGGGGGGUCAUUU